Molecule: messenger RNA, 123 nt
Organism: Funneliformis mosseae
Lineage: Eukaryota; Fungi; Glomeromycota; Glomeromycetes; Glomerales; Glomeraceae
Source: the annotation of a GenBank genome assembly
AUGACUGGAUUGAUAAAAGCUAGACAUGAUUUCCUAAAAUUGAAGAAACAGAAAGUUUCAUUAAGCAGGCAAUUAAUGAUAGUGAUGCAACUCAAAUCAGGAAUAAUCAAGCAAAUAUUGAUU